UAAUAUAUAGUUUAUACAUAUACGUCUGCAUAUAUAUGUAAGUGUGUGCGUGUGUGUGUUAACUCUGCAAGACAGCGCUUGACUUUUGUCACGUUUAGCGUUUUUGAAAAGCCAAAAUUGUUUUCAAACAUCAAGUGUCAAUUGCUUUGACUUGCGGACAGUUGUACUCCCCUUUAAAGAUGUAUACCAAAUGCGCGCUAGUGCUGGCGCUGCUAUCGCUGCUUGGCGUGCUGCAUGCCUUUGAUCACACACUCAAAUUGGACUUUCCGGGUCCGUACUGUGCGCUUCAGGACACCUGCUGCAAGGACAGACGCGACGGCUGCUCCGUGCCCAUAUCCACCUCGCUUUGCUAUUGCGAUGAGUUCUGUGAUCGCAACGACAGCGGUGACUGCUGUCCGGACUAUCGCUCAUUCUGCUUUGGAGAAGCCGAUCCCAUAAUGAGCUGCGUGCACAAUGGCAUCUAUUUCCACAAGUUUAACACGACUAAGGAUAACUGCAAUGAGUGCCGCUGCCUGGACAACGGCGUUGUGCAGUGCGACAAAGAUCUCUGUCUAACGGACGAUGAGCUGGUGCACAGCGUCAAUUCCAUACAUCAGCUGGGCUGGUCGGCGCGUAAAUAUGAUGAGUGGUGGGGUCACAAAUACAGCGAAGGUCUGCGCCUGCGCUUGGGCACCAAGGAGCCCACAUAUCGUGUUAAGGCUAUGACACGUCUGACCAAAUCCGCCGACAAUCUGCCGCCUAGCUUUAACUCUGUGGAGAAGUGGUCCAGCUACAUAAGCGAAGUGCCCGAUCAGGGCUGGUGUGGUGCCUCCUGGGUGCUGUCCACCACUUCAGUGGCCUCCGAUCGUUUUGCCAUCCAAAGUCAGGGCAAGGAAGUUGUACAGCUUUCGGCUCAGAACAUUCUUUCGUGCACACGCCGCCAGCAGGGCUGCGAGGGUGGACACUUGGACGCCGCCUGGCGUUAUCUGCAUAAGAAGGGUGUUGUCGAUGAGCGUUGCUAUCCCUAUGUGCAGCGUCGUGACAACUGCAAGAUACAUCAUCGCAACAGUCGCUCGCUCAAGGCCAAUGGCUGCAAGCCUGCCUAUGGCGUCAAUCGUGAUAGCUUCUAUACAGUUGGUCCCGCCUACAGCUUGAACAAGGAGAAGGACAUUAUGGCUGAGAUACACCAAUCGGGUCCCGUGCAGGCCACCAUGCGCAUCUACAGAGACUUUUUCUCAUACUCCGGUGGCAUAUACAAGGAGACUGCGGUCAAUCGUGGUGCACCCACUGGCUUCCACUCGGUCAAGCUGGUUGGCUGGGGCGAGGAGCAUGGCGGUGAAAAGUAUUGGAUUGCGGCCAACUCGUGGGGUCCUUGGUGGGGUGAGCGCGGCUACUUCCGCAUUAAGCGCGGCACCAAUGAGUGUGGCAUUGAGGAAUAUGUUCUUGCCUCCUGGCCCUAUGUGUAUAACUACUACAACGCUAGAUCGCCUUAAGUAACGUAAUCUCUAUACAGAACGCAGUGACGAACAAUUUUAUCUCAUGCUAAAAAUGAAAAUGUUUUUCCAACUCAAAAGAAAAAACGUGAAUUAGGCGCUUCGCUAUAUGUAAAUUUUUUGAUAUAAAUAUAACUUAGGACUAAAAUGAAGAAUUAGCUUUAAGUCGACAGCAACAACAACAGAAGAAGUAGAAAAACAACGUUAACUGCCAAGACUCCACCAACCCACGAAUUUUCCUCUCCGUCUAUAAAUUAUUGGAGCUUAUAACAGUUACUGCCAAGUAUAUAACAGCACCGUCCCCAUCUAAAAAUGUUUUUUCUCUCUCUCUCACACACAUAAUACUGCCAGCAGAAUUAACAAAAGUAUAUGCUUAAAUGUAGAUUGGUGUUAACGCUUGUCAAGCUCAUGUAUAGCUAAGUUUUAACUGAUUAAACAUAAACCGAUUCGGCUUAUAACUGUAUGUGCGUGUACUCGUAAAAUAAAUAAAUGAUCUAUAUAUAUAUAUAUU
Messenger RNA from Drosophila busckii, 1983 nucleotides. RefSeq names its product tubulointerstitial nephritis antigen-like (gene Swim). NCBI's taxonomy places the organism in Eukaryota, Metazoa, Arthropoda, Insecta, Diptera, Drosophilidae. The record is from RefSeq and is a predicted model, not a curated record. The transcript has 4 exons. Gene Ontology annotation, biological process: proteolysis. Gene Ontology annotation, cellular component: lysosome. Gene Ontology annotation, molecular function: cysteine-type peptidase activity. Bases 180 to 1472 code for a protein of 430 amino acids.